Pteropus alecto (black flying fox) is the source of this 5720-nucleotide messenger RNA. It is a transcript of the gene TLCD2, whose product is annotated as TLC domain containing 2. Gene Ontology annotation, cellular component: plasma membrane. The record is from RefSeq and is a predicted model, not a curated record. Lineage: Eukaryota; Metazoa; Chordata; Mammalia; Chiroptera; Pteropodidae. Gene Ontology annotation, biological process: phospholipid homeostasis; membrane assembly; plasma membrane organization.
GAAGGUCACCUCUGCACCUCCCCCAAGCCUGUCCAGUUGUGGGGCCCCUAGCCCAGGCCUGGCCCUGACCGCCUGGGAAGCCGGCUGGCUGGGUGGGGCGCCUGGGUUAGUCAUCACUGGGCUCCCUCUCUCCCCACCUCUCGGCCAACUCUUGGCCCCUCCCCGUGGCCUCCGGCUAAGCUCUCGCCCCCACCUCCUUUCGGCCCUAGUUCCAGCCUCCAACUCAUUUGGCCUGUCACCCUGGCUGUCAUACUGGGCUGGAAGCUGUCAGGGUGCCAAAGGGUUGAUGGAGCAGCUGGUCAGAGGGUCAGUGCCCUGGACCCACCCCGCCCUGCAGCCAAGGGCACCUGCUUGGCACAGACUUUCAGCAGCCGCUGAGUCCUAUGGACUGACCAGAACCGACUCAGACAGAGGGGAAUGGGAAGGAAUUGAGACUGGUCACCUGGGAUAAAGAAGGAGCCUGUACCUCCCACACUCUCACCUGGCUGAGCCGCAGUAGUUCUUCAGUGGCAAGCUUUAUGUCCUGACCCAGCUAAAGCUGCCAGUUGAAGAACUGUUGCCCUCUGCCCCUGGCUUCAAGGAGGAGGAGGAAGAGGAGAAGGAGCUGCUUUUCUCUUCAUCUGGAAGGUGACAGAACUGGGGUCGGGAAGGUCUGAACAGUGAGAGUGAUGAUACCUUUUUGGAAAGGGAAUCCUGUUCAAUAAGAGAACCUUCACCCCAAUUGGCCCAGCAAGAGGGAACAAUUUUAGAUUAGAGACCCUGGCUGAAUUAGGGUAUAGAUGGCUCUGACUACCUAGGCUUAGUUAGUUGUGGUGUGACAAUGGGAACAAGUGAAGCCAAGAAAACCCUGUAUACCCCUUUACCCAGGUGUCUUUCUUAGCCCUCCUUCCUUGUCCCCUCUUCUUUCCACUGACCUUUCCAGGUGAAGCCUAGAAGUAAGUUUCUUCUCAGGGAAAAGGUCCUACUGAAACUCUCGUCUGAGUAGUCGUCCCUCUGCUCUUACCUUUCUUUAGGCUGGCCCAGACUGUAGAUUCAGGGAUUCUCACCUAAAUGUGGGAUCCUUAGACUUUCUGUCUCAGCUUCUCCACCUACCUGUGAGAUGGGGAAUCACCUACUUGAGUGUACAUGAGGGAAUCAGAAACCCAUUUGUGCAGACUCAGAGCUUGCGGUAGGAACAAAACAGCUUUUCACAUAAGCUAUUGCUCCUCUUGACCAUAACUCCAAGAUCUGGAGGGAGGAGUAUUGGGAGGAGAGGCUAGCAGGAGCUCAGUCUGACUUCUCACCAUGCAAAGGUACCCCCAGGCUUCCUCUGCCACCCAAAAUAGGCCUGCAGCCUCUGAUGGGGUUCCAGCUACCACUGCUCUCUUUCUUUCCUCACUUUUCAGGAUAGUGUAUGAGACUCAUCUCAGGCCUGUGCGGGCAGGAUAUUCUCCCCUCCAGGAACCACUGCUCUCUGAUGGGGUUCCAGCUACCACUGCUCUCUUUCUUUCCUCACUUUUCAGGAUAGUGUAUGAGACUCAUCUCAGGCCUGUGCGGGCAGGAUAUUCUCCCCUCCAGGAACCAGGGGAAAUGAGUUGUGGGACAUGACCCCCAUUGGGGCAUCAGGUAGUAUAAACCUGCCACCCCCAGCUCCUGAUCCAGUCUCACUCUUGGGCUCAGGCUCUGGUGUGAUUCAGCUUUGGCCCAGUCUCCCUGCCUGAAGGUGGGCAUGUUCAGGGACUUUAGGAAACUGUUUGUUCUAUUUUGGAGGAGGAGGUAUGUAGAGGAGGAGGUAUUCCCCAUUUACAAGAAACUGAAAGGUUGAGGGUAGUGGAGUAGACCAUUGAACUCAGCACUUCCGUAGCCCAAGCUGAAUGUAUGGGACUGAAGGGGGAGAGUAGACUGACUCCACCCAUAGGCCACAACACAGAUUGCUCUGUCCCUGGACAUUGCUUCUAUCCUUUUUCCCCUCCUCGCCUUAACUGGCCACAGUGUCUCCCCUUCCAGCCCUGGGUAUGUGACUCUGUCAUCCUCACCCUUCAUGGAGCAGAGAUGAGGAAGAGCAGCCUGGGAACACAGAGGCAGGCAAAAGACCGGUGAAGGACAAGACUGGGAGAGCACAGGGUCCUGUCUGGACACCCUGCAGAGGGGGCCCAUAAAGGCCAGGAGCACCCCUGGAAGAGGGAGGACAGCCAGGCUUCAUAAAGGACAAGCUUCCAGCCACUGUCUUCAUUCACCAUUUCUUUCCAGUCUUUCCGCCUCCCUCAGAGAUGUGGGACCAUAUUAAAGUGUCCUGUGGCUUCAUCCUCUGACUUCCCACCUUUCCUCUACUCUGUAAUUUUUAUAUAGGGAGCUUCAAGGAGCAAGAGCCAGCUGUGAAAGGAUAUACACAGAAAAUUCAUAAGAGAAAUUCAAAUGAAUAAAAUCAUGAAAAAUGUGUUUCAUUAGUAAUUAAAGAGAGGCAAAUAUAGCUGUAAGCAUUUUUCCCAUAGCAAACUAUAACGAAAAAAAUAACACCCAGUUAUUGGCAAAGGAGUACUAAAAUAAUGCUCCGAUACAUUGCAUAUGGUGGAACAAAUUGAUACAGCCUUCCUGGAUGUCAGUUUGGAAAUACGUAUCAAACAUAUUACCAUGGUCUUUGACCUAGUAAUUCUAAAUUUGGAGAUUUAUCCCAAGAAAAUAAUGAAAGAUUUAGUUAUAAGAUGUUCAUGCCAACAUUGCAAUAGAGAAAAACGGGGAAGCAUCUCUCUAAUUAGGAAUUCAUUUCUGCUGUAAUGAAAAUUUGUAGUAGGAGAUUGUUUAAAUUAUUGUAUAUCCAUCCAGAUGGUAGAGUACUGUGCAGCCAUUAAAAAUCGUGUAGAACAUUUGACUGGAAAUAAAAAUACUCAUUGAAUAUUAAAAAGGUUGUAAAAAUAGUGUGUAUUAUGUGAUCCUAAUUUUGUUUUUUAAGACAUAGGUAUAUACAUAAAACAGAUAAAGACUGAGAACAUACUCUAAAAUAUUAAUAGCAGGUAUCUUUGGAGGGCGGAUUAAGGUAACUGUAAUUUUCCUCUUCAGUUUUUUCUGUAAUUUACAAUUUUUCUACAUUAAUUGUAUAUGGCUUUCAUAUAACAAAUAAAAUUAAAAAGAAUUUGUAAUAAAAAAAAAAGGUUUUGAGAGGUGGAUGUGGAAUAAUGAAGGAAUACCCCAAAUCCCUUGGACUUAGUGGAUUUUUGGUGGAGAAAGGGGUUUGUGAGAGUGUUUGGGGGAGCACCUAUUGAUUUAUGAAGUUCAUUCUUUGGGAGUAGCAGGAAUCCACCCUCUCCAUGCACAGGAAAUGGCUCUCUGAAUUGCUGGCUGUCAGCCAGCUAAAGAAGUGUGGAGUAAGACAGAAGGAAAACCUAUCACGUUUCAGGAAAUAGGGGUUGGGGGGAAGAUUUUUCUCUCCAGGAUGAAAGGUUCUAGGAUCCUAACAGUCAUGCUACUGAAAGCAGGAUGGGUAUUUUGUUUUGCUCUUUCAUUUUGGCCCCAUCUUGAGGUGACCCUGUGUGACCUCUCCUUGUCUCUUCAGAUGGGAAGAGAGAUUCUGUCCACCUAACAGGUCCACACCCAAGACUGUAGUGCUGAGGGGUUCCCUUUGCUUCCCUUUCCUAAUAAUGAGGCUCCUCUGUAGGGCGCCCAAAAAGUUGAGGGAGGAGUCCCCAAUGAGACGCUUCUCCAAAAUGGAAGCCGUUAUUAUGUUUGAGAGGUACUAUACGAGGGGGCAGGACUCCGGGAAUUAUAGGGUUGCUGGGAUGUGUCAAGGGUCUAGAAACCUCGAGAAGUAGAAUGGGGUGGCUCCAAGGAAGUGAGGUGCCCUCUCCCCCACAACAGACGGGAGAUGGGUGCGGAGCCGUAUGGUGGCAUGGUUUAAGCAACUGGGGAGUGGGUUUGCCAUGGCCUGUAACUUCAGAUCUGUAUGGGUGACGUGGGAGGGAUGACCAGCAAGUGAGAGGUUAGAGUAAGGAAAGGAGGUGAAAGUUAGUGGGGCAGGGCCUCUGAGAUUGUCGGGUGAGAUUAGUGACCCUAUAUCUGGCCCUCCAAGAGAGGUUCAGGACACAGGGAGUAGGGGAAGACCCCUAUCGCAUUCCGGAAGCGCUCAUCCCCCCUCUCCCCCUCCAGCUCCGUUGCCAGGUUCCCGGGAACUCUUACUCCGCCGUCUGUAGCGAGGGCGGGAUGCGAUGGGUUACCGUGGCUCCAGGGGCGGUGGCCACAAAGCCUGCUCCAAUCACCGCCCAGCCGCAGGAUGGGGGCGUGGACGAACCCUGAAAAAGUUACAGCAGAUUUCAAAGGCAGGGCGGGUGAGGGAUCCCAGAGAUCCAGUCUUGCCAGGAAGUGGUUCACAGUCUCCUCAGGGGGCUAGCGCAGGAACCCAGCGGACUGAUCCGGACUGGUCAGGUCAUGGCGCCCUCGGGGAUCCAAGUGACUGGCAUCUCCUCCGCCGCCUUUUGGGGGAUGCACUGGGGAAUGCAGCUGCUACCCAUACCAGGAUCUGCUGCUCUGGCCCGUUGAAAGUGGUGGAGCACCUGUGUCUCCCUGGUGCACAACCUGCUCUCGGGGAUCGGGGUGCUGCUCAGGCUGUUGCUGUACCCUCACAUGGCCGCGGACCUUAUUCAUGGCCACGCACCCUAGGCCCUAGUGCUGGUGACUGUGUCUGUAGGUUAUUUCCUGGCUAAUGGAGUCGACUUGCUCUGGAACCAGACCUUGGGCCAGGCCUGGCACCUUCUCUGUCAUUAUUUGGUGGUAGUGAACUUCCUCAGCACUACCAUUCUGUCCGGCUACUAUGUGGGCUUCUCUAUGAUGUCUCUACUCCUGGAGCUGAACUCUGCCUGUUUGAGCCUAAGAAAGCUACUGCUGCUUUCUUUACAAGCCCCCUCCUUAGCCUUCAGUGUGGCCAGUUCCACCCUGGCCACCCUGGCCCUCUGCUGCCAGGUACCACUAGGGUGGAUGAGUCUAUGGUUGAUCCAGCAGUACCACCAGGUGCCUCCUGCUUUGGUUGUCCUUGGUGGAACUGGGCUGGUCACUGUGAGUGCCAUGAGCAUCAGCACGGGUGUCCGAAUUUUGGUCAGUGAUUUGUUGCAGUCUCAGCCCUUCUCACUUAUCCCUGGGUGCAAGGAAACCAGGGGCACCAGGACAUGUGAUAGUGAGUCUGUCGCCAGGGAUGAUUCCACUCUCAGCCUGAAAGAGUAGAGAGACGCCUCAGUUUCCUCUUCUGCCAGUCUUGGAGGAGGUAGGACCAGGACAAAAAAAGAUGAUGGUCUUCAAUGCACAGCCCCCUGUCAGGGUAAGGACGACUGGAUUUUUAGCAUGUCAGUUCUUCUUCCAGCUAACUCACACCCCUCCCCCAUUCCUAGAAUCUGAGAAGAAAUGUUGAUGUUCAUGGGUGGGUGGAAACCUGGGCUAUUGUUCACUGAAUUUCAUCAACAGAUGGUCAUCCUUCCCAACAAAUUAACUCAAGGGGUACAGCCAGUACUACCAAUAAAGGGUGGCAGAAAGCAUGAAACUGGACAAAACUGCCAAUGUGUAUAUUCCUUUGCUUCAGCACAGGGACAGAUGAAAGAUGAAGAUCUACUAGGAUCCGAGAGAUCUGGUAUGGAGGGGAUGAGAUAAGAGGGAAAAGAAACCUAACUUAUGACCAAAUUCUGGCAGUGGGAGGACAACUCAACCGAUGCUAUCUGGAGCUGGAAGUUGCCAAGAGACCAAAGAACCUGAGCUAUAGCAAU